CGGAAACCGCGCGUUCGCGUUCGCGAGUGACGGAAGAAGAGCGUGCCGAGAGCAAUCAUGGAGGACGGUACCCGCAGCAACGUGCUGCUUUCGCCAAAACGGGAAGCGCAGCGGGUCGAGAUUCCCAGCGUCGCGGGAGACGAUCCGGCGUCCAGGAAGGUUAGAUCCGCCGACUCCGCGCCGCUCCAAGUGCCGCUGAUGCAGUGUGGCUCCCUGGAGAUCGGCGAGGAACGCCAACGUCGGGUCGCUAUGAUGGAGUCGCUCUGCCAAGUGAACGGCAGUAAGACCAACGGCAUCGGCAAUGGAGAUCUUAGCAAUGAAAGCAACAUUAAUAACAACAAUACCCACAAUAACAACAACAACAAUAACAACAACAGCAAUACCACUACUGAUUGUCCGGAUCCUCAGCAGAGGUUGGCAGUGUUGAGCUUCGAGCAAGUGCGCCGCCUGAACGACGUAAUGAACGAGGUCGUCAGCAUCCACGGCCGAGGAAACUUUCCUACCUUGGAAGUUCGACUGAGGGACCUCGUGACAGUGGUGCGCAGCAAGCUGGAGACCGAUCCGAGUAACGGAGGUGCCGGUAUGAGGGUACGUGACAUCCGACUGAACGGCGGCGCUGCUUCUCACGUGCUGGCCACCGAAUCUCAACCUUACAACGACUUGGACCUUAUCUUCGCGGUCGAGUUGUCCAGCGGCCGUAACUACGACAAGGUCAAGGCCGCGGUGCUCGGUUCCUUGUUUGACUUGCUGCCGGAGGGCGUGAGCCGCAAACGCAUCACCACGUGUAGCCUGAAAGAGGCCUAUGUCAGCAAGAUGGUGAAGGUGAACAACGAUGGUGACCGGUGGUCUCUGAUCUCUCUUGGCAACUCCCGGGGUCACCGGAACGUCGAGCUGAAAUUCGUCGACUCGAUGAGACGACAGUUUGAAUUCUCCGUCGAUUCCUUCCAGAUCGUUCUCGAUUCCUUGUUGCUGUUUUACGAGUGCAGCAAGUUGCCGAUCGCCGAGAACUUUUACCCUACCGUCGUGGGCGAGUCCGUCUACGGUGAUUUUCAAGAAGCGCUCUAUCAUUUGCACAAAAAGCUCAUCUCGACGAGGCAUCCCGAAGAGAUACGUGGUGGUGGCUUGCUCAAGUAUUGCAACCUACUCGUCAAGAUGUACAAGCCGUCUCAGCCCGACUACAUCAAGACUCUCGAACGAUACAUGUGUUCGAGAUUUUUCAUCGAUUUCCCGGACAUAGGGCAGCAACGGUCCAAGCUCGAAAACUACCUGUGGAAUCACUUCGUCGGACCCGAGGAGGAGGCCUUGAAAUAUCAGUACCUGAUGCUGCUGCACAGCGUUGUCGAGGAGUCCACCGUGUGCCUGAUGGGUCACGAACGACGGCAGACGCUUGCUCUGAUUCAGAGUCUCGCUUACCAGGUGCUCUGCCAAGAACAACAGCAGCGACUGACGAGUCAUCAGCAGGCGCCGCAGGGACCGCCUGCCACUUAUGUCUACGCCAACGGGUAUUACUAUGCGCCUGUGAUACCUACGGCAGCAUGCUACACGUGCACCUGCAACUGGAUGGCCUGCUCGUCGUGAUGGGACGACAUAGACGAUAACGCCGUAUCCGUGGACGCUGCCACCGCCGCCGUCGCCGCCACUACCACAACCACUAUCACCACCACCACCACCACUACCAUCACCACGACUACCAGCACCACCGCCAUCGUCACCUCCGAUGUCACCACCACUACCACCAAAAUGGAAGUUGCUAACGAGCCCAACCAUGCCUAUCACUACGGUCAUUGGUAUCAAUGGUACGAUAAAUGCGGAGUCUAUUAUCUUUGCACCUCUGGCCUCUAUUGUCCUCUCGAGAAGUUUGGAGACCCCUGUUGCAUUUGUGGUUCUUUCAAAGAGCUUGAGGAUGCAGAAAGAAGUGGCAUCGAUCGUGUCUGUCGAUCUGUGUCCAAAGGACUCAAGCUUCUCAGUUGACGUUUGUCAGACUCGUUGACGGAACGACGCAAGGUGGUUCAAUAUGGAGUGGACUGAAAAAUAAAUCGUUUUCGAUGCUGCGCGUAUAAUCAUCGAUAAAUGCGGGAACAACAAAGUCGUGGGUUGUGUUUGAGAUUGGCGAAUCCACGAUAUCAUCGACUGCAGAAAAGAAGCGUACACAGGAUGUGAACGGGGACGCGCGGAGUCUCUUUUCUCAUCACGAAUCUCCGUCGCGAGUACUGCUCUUCCUGGACGCUCGUAAACGCUCGGUGGCGGUCGCUGCAGUGAAGUCAGGAUACAAUGUUGAUUAUCGGUUACGGUUGCGGUGAAACGACCAAAAGACUAUAAGAUUCUCCAGAAACAGAAAUGUUUGUGUUGUGCCUAAAUACAAAAAAGAACGAAGAAAGACCGAGAGAUGUUCGGAGAAGACGAAGAAGGGGAUUUCGCCGAUGCGUUCAAGAAACGAUAAAUGUAGCAAGAAGGCGAAAUAGUCUUAAAUUAAUGGAGCGAGCGCGAUUUUCAUAUUGAUUAAGCGCGAAUCUUGAAAAAGAAGUGAUUCGUUAGAAUGAUAUGGUACGGAAUUGCGAUGGUACGAUCGACAUUAUAUACACAGCGGGUCCUGAACGAUACCGUGUUGAAGAGAAAACGAAAACGCAGGAGAAUGCGAGAUGUCACGACGGAAUCUAAUACAAACAGAGAGAAAAGGAGGAGACAGUCGAUAAGAAUGGACGACUCGCGAUCACGAUUGAAUCACGAGCGAGACACGUUCCUCUGUUUCACUCGUUUGUUGCUUUUCCGUUUCGUACAUCUCAUAGAACUGAUCGCGCGCCGAAUAACAGGGAGAGAGGAUCCAGCGAAAAGGAAAAUUCAGCGAAGAAGGAAAGCACGUUACGGGCGCGUGGCAUUUUGGCUACGAAAAAAAAA
Ooceraea biroi (clonal raider ant) is the source of this 2895-nucleotide messenger RNA. RefSeq names its product terminal nucleotidyltransferase 5C. NCBI's taxonomy places the organism in Eukaryota, Metazoa, Arthropoda, Insecta, Hymenoptera, Formicidae. The record is from RefSeq and is a predicted model, not a curated record. Gene Ontology annotation, molecular function: poly(A) RNA polymerase activity; RNA binding. Gene Ontology annotation, biological process: mRNA stabilization.